AUGCCAACUCCUUCCACCAACCUGCGCGACAUUUGCAUGUCGUUUGGCACGCGCUCUCGCGCUGCUACUCUGAACAACCCCUUACCAGAAAGGUUAAGAAAGUCGAACAGCGGCGACAUGAAGGAUCGAAAUCAGGCCAUUAUCAAGUCACAGACUGACCUUCAAGUCGAAGCUGUUCAAACUACGAUGUCGAACGUUACUCUUGAGCCACCGAGCAACAAGCCGCAGGCUACUGGCCUGAACCUUCCAGUCGAACUACAACUCCAAGUCUUGUCCUUGCUUCCCGCACGCCAGAUCCAAUGUGUUCGUCGAGUAUGCAAGCAGCUUCGAGAUAUCAUUGAUCUCAAGGAAAACUCAUCGCUGGUGACGUCCAUACAGGAGCGCGAGCGUGAUCGGAUCGCCUCUGAGUUCAAGCAUCUCUUCAGGGAGACCGAUGAUCACCGAGACUUUCUGAAUCUUUUGGCCAGAUUCAUCAACCAUCGUGGACUGGCCAAACGUGCUACUGACAAUUUCGACACCAUCAAAGCCUUUGCAGACUACUGGGCCGUCCUUACCACCAAGGCAGACAACCACACAAUCUUCGGAAGUAAGAGAAAAUUCGCCCAGCAUUUGGCUGGGUGCCUGGUUGACUUGCACAUCAGCAAUCAUCGAGCGGACCUGUAUCGCGAGCACAAGUACUAUGGAUGGACGCUAGCACAUGGCGUGUAUCACCAUGUUCCAAUCGCGAGCAUCAUUUCAUUAUUCCUUUCUCCAAGCAAUUUCGGCUCACACUAUGGUAUCACCCUGCAGGACCUGGUCGACUGGAUCGCUGCAAUAAUCUCACCAACCGAAACGAUCUUCAAUGAUAUGCCAGCGGCGGACGAGCAUCUCGUUGGGUACGACGAGGCGAUGGGAUUCAGCUAUGAGGGCGGUGAAGAUCAAGACUCAUGCUUAACGCAACAAAUCAUUUUCCGUGCGCUGAGGCUACCAAUGGCCCCAAAAGCGGUGCGCGAAAACAUUGGCUACCACUUUCGUUCAAAUUGGAAAGCUUAUAGGAUGCUUGAGUCUGUCAAGUAUGGGCGCUUGACCGAGUUGCAGAAGGCUUCGCUUCUGGAGGAUGUCUUUCCUCGCGUGUGCCAAAAAGGUAAUUCACGCGCAUUCUGGAGAUACAUCGCAUACUUUUAG
Messenger RNA from Cercospora beticola, 1164 nucleotides. RefSeq names its product F-box protein. The record is from RefSeq and is a predicted model, not a curated record. Gene Ontology annotation, molecular function: protein binding. NCBI's taxonomy places the organism in Eukaryota, Fungi, Ascomycota, Dothideomycetes, Mycosphaerellales, Mycosphaerellaceae.